AUGAGCCGACCACCUAUUUUUGAGUCUUCUUCUGGAUCUGUUACGCGGGGGGGAGAGGAAGAGGAACAUGAGUUCUUAUGUGCUGAACAAACUGCGAAGGUAUCUACGCCCCAUUCCGAGGGGAACGAACUGUUGAAUGAGGCCCGAGUAGCUACUCGAACGGCUUCCUUUGGAGCAGUCGGGAUAGCUACCCCAUCAUGCCCUGAAGGUAACAGUGGAAGAUCCCCCAAGAGGAGCGACAACUUUGGCUGGCCCCAUGGUCCGCAGCUUCCUGCAGCAUGGGGACAUGGAGAGUUCCAGGCUCUGGUGGCGGGCAUGAAGUCGGAACACGAAGCACCUGAAAUAGAGCGACAGAAAACCAGCAAGGAAGCUGGUCAAACAGCCCCGUGUCCAAGUGGUCAACCAGCGUUGGACACAACACUAAGCCUAGAAACCAAGCGCUCCUCAGAGGCCUUAGGGAAAAUGCCAGGACAAAAAUAUGCCCCAACUAGCUCCAAGGAAAGCCCGCGUGCAGUUGCUAGCUAUCCCUGGACCCAUGAAGACACCGGAGAGAAACCGGAGUUUUUGGCGAGUCGGGGCACAUUUGCACAAGCCAUACCCCAAGGUGGCUAUCUCCUCGACACGUUUCUCUCAGGAAGCCAUCCAAGCCAGAAUGAGUCCCUCCCCGUUGAAGCUAACAACGGAGAUGAACCACAAGAAAUCCAGGAAUGCCCCUAUUGCCACCGCACCUUUGCAAGCAAGUCAUUCGAUAAGCAUGUCAAGGUUUGCGUGAAGGUCUUCUUCACACGUCGCAAGCAGUACGACAUGACCAGGAAGCGACUGGCAAGCGUCGUGGAGGAAGCUGGACUUCCUGUUCACUCAACUGUGCAGAAAUUGAGAGGCGAACUCUCAUCGAAGCCGUAG
This is a messenger RNA of Eimeria maxima, 903 nucleotides long. RefSeq lists its product as hypothetical. Bases 1 to 903 code for a protein of 300 amino acids. The transcript has 5 exons. The record is from RefSeq and is a predicted model, not a curated record. Lineage: Eukaryota; Apicomplexa; Conoidasida; Eucoccidiorida; Eimeriidae.